Messenger RNA from Diatraea saccharalis (sugarcane borer), 1228 nucleotides. NCBI's taxonomy places the organism in Eukaryota, Metazoa, Arthropoda, Insecta, Lepidoptera, Crambidae. The record is from the annotation of a GenBank genome assembly.
AACUAUCGGCUCGUUCUUCCACUUGCUGAAGUCUUCACUAGGCACCGGUUUGCUGGCAAUGCCGAUGGCUUUCAAAUCGACAGGCCUUAUUCCUGGAGUUAUUGGGACCAUAUUUGUCGCAGUUGUAGCAACACAUUGCGUACAUAUUCUGGUGAAAACUUCAAGAAACCUUUGCAAAAUAUGUCGGAUACCUUCACUGAGUUACACUGCCACCUGUGAAUACGCCUUCAAACACGGCCCGAAGCAAUUAAGACAGUAUUCUACUUUUGUUAGGUAUUUCGCUGACAGUGCCAUGGCGGGCAUCUGUAUAGGCGGCACCAGUGUCUAUGUAUUAUUCAUAGCUACAUCGCUUCGUGACAUAUUGAAAAGCUUCUAUCCGGAUAACGUGCAUAGUAUACCGACGUACUGCUGGAUGCUGUUGUUACCACUAAUUCUGAUCACCCAGAUUAGAUACCUCAAGUUCUUAGAGCCCUUCUCUUUCUUCGCCAACAUUUGCCUGUUGACUACCUUCGGAAUCACCUGCUACUACAUCUUCUCGGACCUCAGACAAAGCACUGAUACUGAAUUGGCAACGAGCGUGACCAAUUGGCCCGUAUUUUUGAGCACAGCAAUCUUUGCCAUGGAAGGCAUCAACGUUGUAAUGCCAAUAGAGAACGAGAUGGCUGAUCCGGAGAAGUUCCUGGGAUGUCCAGGAGUGUUGAAUAUGACAAUGGUUUUAGUGGCGGCUCUAUAUGGCACUAUUGGGUUAGUCGGCUAUUUGAGAUACGGGAAACAAGUGGAAGAUAUAAUAACAUUGAAUUUGCCACGGGAUGAAAUUAUAGCGUUAUCAGCUAAGGUCUUGGUAGCAGUCGCCGUUUUCUUCACGUACUGCCUGCAGAUGUACGCUCCGAUGGACAUAAUAUGGACACGACUGCAAGACAGAGUGCCUCGAAAGUUCCAUAAUAUUGGACAGAUAUUUUUGCGAACCAUCAGUGUUACAAUAACAGUGCUUCUCGCCGCAGCUGUGCCCGAUUUAGGACUUCUUAUAAGCCUAGUAGGAGCCAUUUUCUUUUCAACCCUUGGGCUUCUGAUCCCAGUGGUAGUACAAACUGUGCAUCGAUGGGAGAGAGGAUUAGGGAAGUAUAAAUACAUGUUGUGGAAGAACGGGUUUUUGUUGUUAUUUUAUGUACUAGUUUUAGUUACAGGAUGUUAUACAUCAAUUAAAAAUAUAGUUGAUAAGUUUUCUUAG